Clupea harengus (Atlantic herring) is the source of this 2678-nucleotide messenger RNA. It is a transcript of the gene erap1a, whose product is annotated as endoplasmic reticulum aminopeptidase 1a. The transcript has 13 exons. NCBI's taxonomy places the organism in Eukaryota, Metazoa, Chordata, Actinopteri, Clupeiformes, Clupeidae. The coding region runs from base 508 to 2658 and encodes 716 amino acids. Gene Ontology annotation, molecular function: metalloaminopeptidase activity; zinc ion binding; peptide binding. Gene Ontology annotation, biological process: proteolysis; peptide catabolic process. Gene Ontology annotation, cellular component: membrane; cytoplasm. The record is from RefSeq and is a predicted model, not a curated record.
AUGACACCUAGUGGCUAAUUAUUAUAUCGCUAUGAACUAAAACGAUUAUACACAAAGUAUCAAUAUAUCCCAUUCUAAACACACAAUGGAUACAUUCUGACACUAUUUUUUGUUGUUUUAUUUUAAUACAAUUUAAGUAGUGCCCUAAAUGGUGACAUCACGGGGUCCUUCCCGGUUAAUCGACAGUUGAAGUCCGCUUUACUUUCCCUUUCACUUUUAAUCUCUCCCUCGAGCAAACAACCAUGGACUCUGCUACACAGAUGAGCUAGUCCCGAACAAUAAUUUCUUAUAUGAAGACGUGCCAGGUGACCUAAUUAAACAUUUUUGAUGCGUAGUGGCGUCGGUUGCUGUAGCAAUGAACUCUGCUGACUUUUCCCUAUCUUCGGCUACUGGUGGCUCGUCGGUAUUCAUUCUUUACUUCUGAUAACCUAAGUAGCCUAUUCCACUGGCACGUGUUGUCCUUGACUUAAUUUAUUAUUACAAGAACCAAAGAACUUUCAACUAAACAUGGGAGGCUUACGUCUCUGUUUCAUACUGUAUUAUGCUUUAAUCGCAACCCUUUGUGUUGUCCACCCAUCUAAGGCUGAACCACUGGCCAGCAAACCGCCAUUUCCAUGGAACAAAAUGCGGUUACCAGAAAUUGUUCAACCGCUACACUACGACCUCUUUAUUCACCCAAACUUGACGUAUCUUAACUUUUCGGGAACUGUUCAGAUACAAAUACACGUGCAAGAAGAAACCCGUUUCAUUAUUCUUCACAGUAAAGACCUCCAAAUCAUCAGAGCAACUUUUCAGUCGUCAGGUCAUCAACGACACCUUAGAGUGUUAGAUUUCCCAGCUUUCGAGCAAAUUGCUGUUGUAUCUGAUGACUUCGCCAUUAGUAGAGGACUACAUGUCAUCAGUGUAGAAUUUACAGCUAACCUCUCUGAGAGUUUACACGGAUUUUAUAAAGGAACAUACAAAACAAAAGAUGGCGAGACCAGGGUGAUGGCAUCAACCCAGUUUGAGGCCACUCAUGCCCGCCAAGCCUUUCCCUGCUUCGAUGAGCCUGCCUUCAAAGCAAACUUCACCAUACGUGUACGCAGAGAACCCAGGCACAUUGCGCUGUCCAACAUGCCCAAGCUCAAGACAGUGGAGCAGCCAGGAGGUCUCCUGGAUGAUUACUUUGACACCAGCGUGAGAAUGAGCACCUACCUGGUGGCCUUCAUCGUAUGCGAUUUCCUCUCCAUUCGAAAGACCACCGAGCAUGGCGUUGAAAUCUCAGUGUAUGCCGUGCCUGAUAAAAUCGACCAGGCAGGAUACGCUUUAGAGACUGCGGUGAAGCUCCUCGACUUUUAUGAUGAUUACUUCAACAUCCCAUAUCCUCUUCCAAAGCAAGAUCUAGCAGCAAUCCCAGAGUUCCAGUCCGGCGCCAUGGAAAACUGGGGUCUAACGACAUACAGGGAGUCAGGGCUCCUUUUCGAUCCAGAGAAAUCAUCACCUUCAGACAAACUGGGAAUAACAAAAGUCAUUGCCCAUGAAUUGGCCCACCAGUGGUUUGGGAACUUGGUGACUAUGCAGUGGUGGAAUGACCUGUGGCUGAAUGAGGGCUUUGCCAAGUUUAUGGAGUUUAUGUCUGUUGACAUAACCCACCCAGAGCUACAAGUGAAUGACUACUUUCUGUCGAAGUGUUUCCGGGCCAUGGAGGUAGACGCCCUGAGCUCCUCACACCCCAUCUCCACCCCAGUGGAGAACCCUGCCGAGAUCAGAGAGAUGUUUGAUGACGUCUCCUACCAAAAGGGCGCAUGUGUUUUGAACAUGCUCAGAGACUUCCUGACUCCUGAAGCUUUUAAAAUGGGCAUCAUCCGCUACCUGAGGCGACACAGUUACCAGAACACGGUCAAUGCCCACCUCUGGGAAAGCCUAUCCAGUGUCUGUCAUUCUGAUGAAACAGGUCAGGGCAGAAUGAAAUUGGAUGGAUUUUGUGGUGGAGGCAAGUCCAGAAGUGAGGCGUCUAAAUGGUUCAUGCAAGACGAGCUGGAUGUGAAAGCCAUCAUGGAUACAUGGACCCUGCAAGAGGGAUUUCCUGUGAUUACUGUGGAGGUCAAAGGUCGAGAAGUCAGAUUGGAUCAGCAGAGGUAUCUGAAAGGGGGAGAUCCUGACAAGACAUCAAGUUUCCUUUGGCAAGUUCCACUCACCUACAUCACCAGUCACUCCAGCACUGUGCAGAGAUUUCUGCUGAAGGCCAGAAAAGAUGUAUUAUACCUGCCGGAGGAGGUGGAGUGGAUUAAGUUUAACGUGGACAUGAGAGGAUAUUACAUCGUCCACUACGAGUCGGGGGGAUGGGACGCUUUGAUCAAGCUUCUGCGGCUUAACCACACAGCUCUCAGCAGCAACGACAGAGCCAGCCUCAUCAACAAUAUCUUCCAGCUGGUCAGCAUAGGUAAGGUGCCUCUGGACAAAGCUCUGGACCUGACCCUGUACCUGAGUCAGGAGGAGGAGGCCAUGCCUGUGACCCAGGGCUUCAGUGAGCUCGUCCCUCUUUACAAACUCAUGGAGAAGAGGGACAUGGAGCAGCUGGAGAACGACAUGAAGGUCUCUGCACGUUUGAUCAUUUGGUUAUCACAUUUAUUGGAGGCUACAUUUGUAUUUUCAUUUGCAUAUACCACCUUUAAAUAACAUUGUUCAGUGGUAGACGU